This is a messenger RNA of Procambarus clarkii (red swamp crayfish), 5126 nucleotides long. NCBI's taxonomy places the organism in Eukaryota, Metazoa, Arthropoda, Malacostraca, Decapoda, Cambaridae. The record is from RefSeq and is a predicted model, not a curated record.
GUUUGACCCAGCGAGCGCUGGCCAGGCGUUACAACCACCACCAUACAUUUCAUCCCCUUGUGACCUGCCUCAUAUGUUGUGAACUCUGAACCCGCGUGUGUGACCUCCCUAGCGGCGUGUGACCUCCCCUACGGCUUGCCCAGCACCCCGUGACGCCCAGGAGGGCGGUAAUGGUGCGGUAGAAGGGGUAGUUGGGUGAGAGAGAGAGAGAGACAGUGACUGGCUGGCUGGCUGGUGGCGUCUCCCCCCGGUGUACGAGUGUGAGACCAUCACGACGCCCACUCCGCUCUCCCCCCGUGUGUGCGAGUGUGACACCACCACGACGCCCACUCCGCUUUACCCCCGUGUGCGAGUGUGAGACCACCACGACGCCCACUCCGCCCUCAAGAGUAUGCUAAGAUGGAGGUGGACAUCAGCGAGGUGUUGGCCGCCGUCAACACUCUCUACGACGCCGAGCUCCAUGACAAGGUCAAGCACGACCAGGCCUCCAAGUGGCUGGGCCAGCUGCAGCGUUCUGUACAAGCUUGGAAGGUAGCAGAUCAGUUACUACAUGCAAAACGUGAUGUGAAUUCGUGCUUCUUUGCGGCACAGACGCUUCGCACCAAAAUACAGUUGUAUUUUGGUGAGUUGCCAGUGGAGGCUCAUGCCUCCCUCCGUGCCUCAAUGUUGGAGCACCUUAGUCACAUUACGGAGCACACGUAUCAGGGCAUUGCUACUCAACUCUGUGUGGCUUUGGCUGACUUGGCGCUGCACAUGGCAUCAUGGGAAGAUCCCAUUGGAGAUUUAAUUACUCAACUUGGACCAAGGUCCAGCACCCCUAACUUGGUUCCUUUACUGGAAGUCCUUAUAGCACUUCCUGAAGAACUUCAUUCCAGACAGUUACGAUUAGGAUUAAAUCGGAGAAAGCAGCUCGACGAGUACUUCAGAAGGAAAGUUCCUAGUAUAGUAGAAUUACUGCAUGUUGCUGUGAGUACAGAAGGAGCCACCAAAGAGAGCACACACUUGAAGGCGCUACGCUGCAUGGCGUCUUGGUUUAACAUUCACACGGAAGAAUGGGUGAUGCUCACUAACACCUGCCUUGUUAGUGACAUAUUAAAUGUUGUUAGAAAUCCUCAGGUCUCGCCCAGGUUACAUGAAAUAGCAACAGACUGUGUUUGCUCUGCAAUGAUCAUGUUGGAAGCAGAGAGAAUCCAGCCCUUGGCAGAGGUGCUGUUUGCUGGGGUUUUGCAGCUUGGUGAGCCGUACCACAUGGCAGUGGCCAUGGAAGAUAUUAAUGCAAUAACCAAUUAUGCAAGGAUUUUCUCCGAGCUGGGCGAGACACUAGUGGAGGUGAUGGUAGAGCAGCCGGACCAAGGGUUGGGGUCACUCCAGGUUCUUCAUCUUCUUCUGACCUGUAUUGGGCAUCAUGACUGGGAGGUUGCCGAGAUCACGUUCAACUUCUGGUACAAACUAUCGGAGGUACUCUACAGAAAAAACUGUGACAACGUAAAUGAACAGUUUAAGCCUUAUGUUGAGCGACUAAUUGAGGCCCUUUAUCGGCACUGUCAGAUAGAGCCCGAUCAUGAGAGCAUACUGGUUCAGCAAGACGACUUCUACGAGUUCCGAGAGCGAGUGCAAGAGUUGAUUAAGGAUGUGGUGUUUAUUUGUGGCUCCAAACUGUGUUUCCAGCAGAUGGCACACAUACUCCAGUCACCAGACGUGACCAAGAACUGGAAUCUGAUGGAGGCUGCGUUGUUCAUCAUGCAGAGCGUGGCUAAGAAUCUUGUACCAUACACAAAUAACCUCGAGACCCUGCAGGAGAGCAUACUGGUUCAGCAAGACGACUUCUACGAGUUCCGAGAGCGAGUGCAAGAGUUGAUUAAGGAUGUGGUGUUUAUUUGUGGCUCCAAACUGUGUUUCCAGCAGAUGGCACACAUACUCCAGUCACCAGACGUGACCAAGAACUGGAAUCUGAUGGAGGCUGCGUUGUUCAUCAUGCAGAGCGUGGCUAAGAAUCUUGUACCGGACCUUGAGCGCCAGAACCAUCACACGGUAGACACUAAUAGAGAGGAGAGCGAAGUGGUCCCUCCGAUCUUGGAAGGCUUGCUCGGCCAGCCCGACGACAUACACUUGCAAGUGGCGUUUACGUCGGUUCAGUUACUCGCCGAGCUCAACGAGUGGAUCGCCUGCCACCCCAGCUUGCUUCCUCUUGUCCUUCAGUUUCUGACUAAACGGCUGCAUAAUAAACACCUGGCAACGGUGGCUGCUAAGGCCUUGGAUGCUGUGUGCCAGAGCUGCCGCGACCACAUUGAGCAGCACUUUGACGGACUGAUGCACAUCAUUGCGUCCCUCGACUCGUUCAGCAUCAGCAACGAGGCUGUGGUUGGCCUCCUGAAAGGCGUUUCGUCAAUUCUUGGAAGGUUUCCAAAAGAAAGAAUUAAGGAAGACAUGAAAAAGUUGUGUUUAGUUCAAGUUUCUCAUUUACAGAAGUUGAUAGAGGAAAACAUACCAAUCGAAAAGAACUCUAAAACUGAUCCAGUGGUAUGGUUGGAUCGGCUGGCUGCUAUAUUCAGAAAUGUUAAUCCAAUUGUCCAAAAUGGUGAACGACAUCCUUGCCAGGAAGUGGUUAUGGAGGUGUGGCCCACUCUUUCACUGACGUUCCAGAGGUAUAGUUCAGAUUUACGGGUAAUGGAACAUUGCUGUCGGUGUUUGCGGUUUGCAGUCCGCUGUGUUCAUCAGCACUCUGCACCACUUCUAUCUCCUCUUGUGGAACAGAUUGUUGGCUUAUAUGCUGCACAUGGCCACAGUUGUUUCCUGUACCUGGGCAGCAUUCUGGUUGACGAGUAUGCCAGCGAGGUUGGGUGUGUGACGGGUCUUUUGGCCAUGUUGGAAGCUUUUACGCAACCAACCUUCCUGCUCCUCACGCAGCCCAAUGGCUUCAGAGAUCAUCCCGAUACUGUCGACGACUGGUUCAGAUUGUGCGCCAGAUUCCUUCAGCGAGCACCAGUUGCUUUCCUUCAGUGUUCAGCCUUAAACACGAUCCUUGAGUGUGGACUUCAGGCGUGCAUGUUGGACCAUAAGGAAGCAAAUGCAGCCGUACUCAAGUUCUUUCAAGAUUUAGUGGAGGCAGGGCGUAAACACGAUGACCGACCCGAUUUUGAAACUCGGCACACGUUGGUCGUUAAUAUUUUUAAUACUCACGGCGAGAAUUUAGUGAGCAACCUGGUCACUGCCGCCGUCUUUAUUCUCCCUCAGUACAUGCAUCACGAUGUUGCCGAAACUUUCUUCCAGAUUAUGCAAUUUGACCGUCCAAAGUUUUGUCUGUGGUUAGAGGCGAAGUUAAAGGUGUUGCCAACCAAGAAUUCCGGGGGUGUGGAGGCAAUCACUCAGACCGAGUUGGUGGAGUUCCACAAGGCUGUGACACAGGCGGAGCGCACCAAGGAAAUUACUAGAGCGCUGGUAGACUUUUCAAGAUUCUUCAGCUGACAUGAUAGACAGCAUAGAUGAGGGCCAGUGAGGUGGCUAACAUGACAGCCUUGACACCUGUCGUGGACUAAUGCAAUGGACAGUGAAGUUUAGAAUCACUUGUGAGGUAUUUCACUAUUGUUGAGAGGCUGCUAGAAUGACCUCGGUGAUGGAAUUGCAGCGGAAAGGAAUAUAUCCUAAAGUUGAGGAUGCAUCAGAUGAUCAAAUCUGAAAAAUGGUAUUGGCUUCGACAGUUUUCAAAUUUAUAUAUCAAGAGAUUUCUGAAGAAUGAAGAUAUUGAUUCCAGUAACCUUAGCAUACUGUUAUAAUGACUUUAGCAAGUGCUUGGUUAUCCAUUAUAUUGAAAGUAAUCCAGUGAGAUAUGAAUUCUUUGUAAGUUUAGUACAGGACUGUCUCAUUAAUCUAAGCAUUCAUAAGAGUUGUGUGAAAUGUGGCCGUUUUACACUUUGACAUCGGUUAAAUAUUACUUUGGGAAUUUGAGGAGGAAAUUUCUUAAACAUGACAUCGAUUGGAAUGGUACAUCUAUAGGGCUUGGAAAAAAUUAAUUUUUGACAUAAGUGAACUUGGGAGACAGUUUAAUGUUGUCAUAAAUUUGCAAUCAAGUAUAAUUCAUGUUUAACUUGUAAAAAAUGUAGAUUUGAUUUUAUAAUUUUAUUUUCUGUAUGGUUAUGAAAAAGAGCUGUUGCUUGUCUAUGGACUUUGAAGAGGCAUCUGCUGAAUUCCAAAUAAUGGCAUUGCUUCUUUCUUGUGAUAACUUGACACGCAGAACAUUUCUGUGUGGUUGAAGGACAAAAUUGUGCCUAGUACUUUGGCAUUGUGCAAUGCUCGUGUGUUAAUAGUUGUGUGAACGACAAACAUUAAUGAGGUGUGGGAAUGCGGUGCAUGUAUCUGUGACUGUGCUUCUCGUCUCAUGCCACGUAGUGCGUGGCUUGGGCUUUAGAAUUUCUCCAAAUUUCAGAUAUUCAAGAGUCAAAAUUCACGUGUAUGAGAAAUUGUGUACACUAUUUUGGUUUAGUUUAAUACCCAUUUUUAGUUUUGAAUGUGUGGAGUGAUACACCCAAACCAAAUCCGUGAAGUACUUGUUGUUUGCCGUGACGGAUUAUGCCCGUCGUCUGGCUGAUGUGUCGUGAAUGCAGCUCGGAUGAUCCCUUGCGAGUAAUGCACCGUUCCCUGUACAUUGGUCACUGGUAUAUUACCUGGUUGAGUGUGGAGGUAAGAUUAUUAAAUGGUUUUAAAUUUUCAAAAUAUUGUUUAUUGAAGCGUGUUUCACUGUAGAGCUCUGAAGAUGCUCCACACUGUUCUAGAUGAUUUAAUAAUGAACAGUUAUCUUAAAAGCAGCUUGUUGCUCAAGGACACGAAUAGCUAGUGUGUCCAUAUUAUGACAGCAGUGAGGGUCGGAGCAGCAGCACCACGAGGACCUUCUUCGUGCCCGUGAGGGUCCGAGCAGGAGCAGCACCACAAGGACCUGCUUCGUGCCCGUGAGGGUCCAGGCAGGAGUACCACAAGGACCUGCUUCGUGCCACAGUCACUGUAAAUUACCGACAGUUUGUUCUGUCUCUCUUCCUCCACACACUGAGGUCUCUUCCUUUCCCAUCCAUAUAUGGCUGUAACCUGGAUACAGUUUUGUUACUUCUGGUAAAUACAGUCAUGAUUACUUUGUA